ACUAUACAACUCUCGCGUCCAAGUGCAUUCAAUUAGAACGGCGACGACGCACGGCUUAGGCCACCUCUACUAGCUUUUUCCUUGUUUCAUUCCUUUUCAUUCUCAUCAUCUCGCUCUCUCUCUCUCUCUCUCUCACAUCUCUCACAUCACUCCUCCGGUCGUCGUCGUUCUCUAUUGCGUCGUUUCUCUCUUCCCCUCCCCCCUCUCUCUUCCCCCCUCCCCCUCUUCCCUCCUUGGACACUUGCAACAGCAGCGACAACCUUGAACGGACCGCGGCUGUUCAUUCACCCCUCACAACAUCCCCACCACCCCACCCCACGCCUAGUUUCAACCCCUCUCUCUUCCGACGGACGGACGCUCGUUGGGUCGCAUUCACGAGGAUACGACACGCCGGAACGUUUUAACCCCCUUGACUGGAACCCCUUGGAUCUGUCUCUCUCGCUCUACGACAGCGUGUUGGCUCCGUGAUCCUCGCUCGAGCUCACACCAUCCCACCCACCCACUCGCAUUUACCAUCACCCUAGUGUCCGCAACACGACCAGGGCGGUAAAGUGGUGUGCCCGAGCCCACGACGAUCGUCUUUAUUCGUCACUCUUCUUCUUCUUCCAGCACAUCGAGUCUCGUCCAGCAAUAGCAAUGGGCGACAACACACGCUACGGCAACCCUGCCGAGUACGAUGUGGACCUACACUCGAUCUACGCCGCCUACCUGGGAGACUUUGACGCACAAAACAUCGACUGGUGGGACGCAUCCUGGGGUGGCUACUUUCGCUCGUACAACGAGUUUCUCGGCUUCGGCUGGGAUGCGAUGGUCGUCGUCGACAGCAUCACCGGUCGUGCACACAUCGGUGCGAAGCGAGAGCAGAUUGCCCUCUUUGCGCGCAUGAUCAAGACUCGCUUUGGUGAAACUUUGGACAAGGAGCCCCCAUCGCUCCUGCCUCUGUCACCUGCGCCUGCACGAUCGCGCACAUUGCAUCGCACGGUCCACAUUACCGACCUGCAGUCCUACAAGAAGCUGGCCACUACCAUGAGCCCGGCUGAGCUCCUCCACUUGCGGGCAAGGGUUCGCACUGGAGAGCCAGCUGUCAUCACGGCCCUGUUCCACGCCGGAGCACCAGACACUGACGGCGGUGCCGCGGCGGCAGGUGUUCGAACCAAUGGCCAGGGCUAUUCGUGGGCUUGCAUCAAGUCGACCUGGUGGGAGAAGGGAGGUCCUCCUCAAGGCUUCAUUCCCGGCCAUGGACGCACUGUCAUGGCCAAGCCUGGUCAAGGCGGCAAGGGCCUGAUUCUUGAAGUUGGCCUCGCUGCGUUGCGAUGCGCCAAUCUGCGUGCGGUUGACGUCUGGCCCCCGAUCCCCGACAAGAACUAUCGCAAGGCCCACUACGUCAUUGAGGAGUGGGUGGACAAGCGUACGAACACGGAGCGCCCUAGCUAUCCUCGCGCCUUUGGCUUUGGCAGGAGUCAGUUCAUUGCCGAGAAGAGCGUGGAGCGGAUUGUCGACGCCUCGAUCCAAGGCCUCGCCUCGCACGAGACGGAUGCGCACGCCAACACACUUAUCCUGCUGUCCGUGGGCGAGCCGCAGCCGAUCCCUCUACCUGCAAGCUCAGUCUUGGCGCCAAACAUUAUGCAACUCGACGUUCUGCAGCUCGAGUUGGCGCUCCUCCAGCAGGCCCAGCGCCAGGGUGUCCCUGGCGUUGGUGACCGUCGCCAGCCCCUCGCCUCGCUCCGCCAGCUCCUCCACCACCUUCAGAUCCCCGUCGCCCCGCAUGCGCCGCUCGGAAACGCAGGUAAUGAGGCCUUCUACACGGUCCUCGCCUUCCAAAAGCUCCUGAUGCGCGACACUCGACUUCCUGACCAACUGUUCACCCAGCCGACAUUUGCGCAGCAAGACUACUUUGCUCACCCGCCCAUCCCCCCGUACGCGGGCGGAACCCCCUACGGGUCGCCGUAUGGUGCGCCACUGCCCCCUCCGCCACCAAUUAGGGCUGACGGUCGAAAGGGCUCUAGUUCAUCUCUCCACCGAAUCUCGCAGGCUUCCGCCGAUUACGAACCACCUUCCUUUCAAGCUCCCCUCACAAAACAGCAUACCGGUGACUCAAAUCGCCGUCCCGCAUCCAUGACAGCAAGAAGAAAUAGCAACACUCGUCAACCCAGCCGCAUCGAUAUCCCCCGCUCUCAAUCCGUGUACUGGGACGACUCGGAGUUCUCUGCCGACGGCCGCCCACCAAGACGGCACAACAACGGCGGCAGCGACUCUGCACCUUCAUCUCCCGACCAGCGGUCGCCAGACACACGGCCAACCCGCACCUCCACUUCUGUUCCUCCUAGUUCAUUACGGCACUCUCAAGUGUUCCCUACCCCAACUUCCUCUAAUAGGCCGACCCUUCCCAACUCGCGAUCAGUUUCCUUCCACGACGAGCGCAGACCUGCCACCAUUCGCAGCAUGGGCUCGAGUAGUGGCAGCAAGGACUCUGGAUCGGCUGAUACUGGACGGCUAGGCUCGCGUUCCAACAGCGGCACGGCCCUCGGUCCCAGCCACCUCUCUGCGUCGCACACGAGCUCUGGCGCCUCUGGCUCUGGCUCUGCGUCGUCGGCCAAUGACUCUUCCGCCGCUGGUCGUGCGACAUCCGAGGCAACCGUUGUCCCCGAAGCCCGUGCGCGCAAGACCAAGAGCGGCUCUGGCGUCAAGCACAUUACUGGCGCCCUGGCCAAGUUCUGGGUCGACUAGAUGUUGUCAAACUGUCUUUCUGCUGGACAAUCUCCCUCUCUCCUCCCUCCCCUAUACACAGAGUUUCGUCACAUGUGCCUCUCACCCCCAUGGACACUUUAUCCUCACUCUGGACACUAGCAUGCUCCCCCUCCCCCCCAAACCUCAGUGGUUCGUAAUAUGGUCAGCCUUGCGCCAUACAAUAGUCUCGGCAUCCUCAUGACUCUCACACUUGGCUGUGUUCACGUUUUAUCAUGCAUUCAUUCAUAGGUAG
Molecule: messenger RNA, 2980 nt
Organism: Vanrija pseudolonga
Lineage: Eukaryota; Fungi; Basidiomycota; Tremellomycetes; Trichosporonales; Trichosporonaceae
Exons: 7
Coding region: 637-2727 (696 amino acids)
Cellular component (GO): nucleus
Source: RefSeq, a predicted model, not a curated record